UAACUGGAGCAUGAUCAUCUAAAAUAUUCCUCAUGAUGGUAUUGAGGGUUUCUAUAUUAAAAGGGGAACUAAUAGCAAGAGCAUCACGAAAGUCACAUUGAAACUGGUGUAAAUUUAUAUCGUUCAGAUGCCGGAAAUUAACUGUUUUUAUUUCUUUCCUUGGUCUUUUGAUGUUCAAGUCAACAAUAAGAAGGUAAUGAUCCGAAAUGUCUUUGUCCAGAACGUUUAUGCCUUUCACACAGUUCUUUUCAAUAGGAGAGAUAACCCAGUCUAGGAUGUGCUGACUUUUAUGUGUUGAUACUUUUUUCCAGGUGUGCCGUGGGGGUAUGGGCCGAGAUUUCCUCUCCGUCAGUUUUGAAUCUAAGGACCUGAGUGAGAGAGGUCAUGUACAUUUUUACCAGCUGCUUACCGACCCACAGGAGGUCCUUCUCCGCCUCAAGACUGUGACCACAGUGGAAGGAUUCGACCCCAAAUCUAUAGCCUGGAACAGUUACUGCAAUGAGUUGGUCGUCGCCAGCAUGGGCAAGGUGCACACGAUCAACGGCGUCUUCGAGGACCCGAGGCCUGCGGUAGACAUCCUCAUACCAAGCUUUGGUCUGAAUGUCGACAGGAGGUCUAUUCCUUUCAGCGAGGGAGCAAUAAAGGGCGCGGGUGUGAGGGAGGUGUUCACGAAGUGUGACUCAGGCUCUCACACCGCCGUCUCCACACACGUACAAGACAUAGAGCCUGUCCACGUGACCGUGGACGAGAACAACGUGGCUUACAUGCUCUUCCAGACAAACAACGCCAUCGGAAGAAUGGAUCUCAAAGAUCCGUUUGCUCCCAUGACCUACCACAAUCUGGGCAUGAAGAGCUGGGAGCAGAUGGCUAUGGACACCAGCUAUGAAGAUGGCGGUAUUAACCAAAACCCACACGUCAUAAACAGUCUGUACCAGCCUGGGCACGCCGUGGCCUUCACCUUCGCCAACAAGACCUGGCUGGCCACAGCGGACGGCGGGAGGAUCAAACAGUACUCCGUGAGGAGCGGGUCUACCACUCUGUGUAACUUCGACGAGAGUGCCGAUGGACGGUCGUGGAAACAAGCAUUCACAAGCAUGGUGACUCAAAACACGGCCGCUGAACUCCAGGCAAACCUCACCACUGUGACAUCCCGUAUGCGAUUCAGUCGACUGAAAUCUAUUCAAGACGGUUACAACCCCUUGCAAAUGGGCUACGACUACCUACUCACCUACGGCGGACGUGGCUGGUCCCUGAUGGAUGCUGUUUCCAUGCAGCGAGUCUACGACAGCGGAGACCUCCUGGAGACCUUCUACACCAGCACCAAUGUCAAGGACAACCAGAAGGCCAUGUACAACAAUUACUACACGAGUGCCACUCACACUCAGACGCAGAAUGCGGACAGGACAUCUCCUAUGUUUGGUCCAAACCCAACAGCCAUCGCCACUGGAAACAUCAACGGUACCCAAGUUGUGGCCGUUGCCAACGGCUACGUAGGCGGCCUUUACUUCUUCAGUAUCACCGGCAAUAGCACCCAGGGGCCUGACGUGGCGUUUGAGGGCUUUGAAAGACGUGGCAGUCCCGGCCUGACGUGGACUGAGAGCUAUAAGCUAGACACUGACGCCGUGGGGGAGCCGGGGAUUACAGACCUCAUCUGGAUCAGUGACGCUGGGCAGAACGUGGUGGCCGCAGUGAGCAGUAUUGCCGGCGCUGUCAGCUUCUACUCAGUCGACGUCAUGCUCUGAGUCAUGAUCUGAGUCUGCAGAAUAAUAAAUGAACACUCUACAGAAACAAAUAAAGUCCCUGUUACAGACAGUACGGUUGCA
This is a messenger RNA of Aplysia californica (California sea hare), 1823 nucleotides long. RefSeq lists its product as uncharacterized. Gene Ontology annotation, molecular function: protein binding. Bases 327 to 1742 code for a protein of 471 amino acids. NCBI's taxonomy places the organism in Eukaryota, Metazoa, Mollusca, Gastropoda, Aplysiida, Aplysiidae. The record is from RefSeq and is a predicted model, not a curated record. The transcript has 10 exons.